This is a messenger RNA of Clarias gariepinus (North African catfish), 1066 nucleotides long. RefSeq names its product olfactory receptor-like protein DTMT. NCBI's taxonomy places the organism in Eukaryota, Metazoa, Chordata, Actinopteri, Siluriformes, Clariidae. Gene Ontology annotation, biological process: G protein-coupled receptor signaling pathway. Gene Ontology annotation, cellular component: membrane. The transcript has a single exon. The record is from RefSeq and is a predicted model, not a curated record. The coding region runs from base 1 to 924 and encodes 307 amino acids. Gene Ontology annotation, molecular function: G protein-coupled receptor activity; olfactory receptor activity.
AUGGAUAAUACCUCUGGAGAGUUUAAUUUCCUUCUUUACGGGCUAAAUGACUCAAAGACAAACAGAUACAUUUACUUUUCAUUUGGUCUGGCGAUCUAUAUCAUAACUUUAUUUAUAAAUAUGACACUAAUUAUUACAAUUAUUCUGGACAAAACACUUCAUGAACCUAUGUAUCUUCUAAUAUGCAAUUUGUAUGUAAAUGGAAUAUGUGGUGCUUCUGCUUUUUAUCCUAAGAUUCUUGCUGACCUUUUAUCUGAUUAUCAAAUAAUUUCAUAUAAAGGAUGCAUGUCACAAAUAUAUAUAAUUUAUGUUUAUGCUUUUUGUGAAUUUACAUGUUUAACAAUAAUGGCAUAUGACAGAUAUGUAGCCAUUUGUAAGCCUCUGGAAUAUCACUGUAUUAUUACACAACAGAAGGUGAUGAAAUUGCUGGUUUUUACUUGGCUCUUCACCUUACUGGAGACAUCAGUUGGGACAGCACGACUACCCUUGUGUGGUAACAACAUUGACAAGCUUUAUUGUUUUAACUGGGGUGUUGUGAAGCUAUCUUGCACAGACAUCACCUUAAACAACUUAUAUGGAUAUGUUCUAAUAGUUACUCAUGUUUCCCAGUCUUUCGUCAUUAUUGUUUCAUAUGUUUACAUCAUCAGAGCAUCUUUGCACUCAAGGAUACAGUGGUUUAAGUUCAUGCAGACAUGCCUGCCCCAUUUAAUAGCCCUGGUUAACUUUACUAUAUCACUUUUGUUUGAUGCUCUGUGUGCUCGCUAUUGUCAAGGACAGCAAGCUCUGAGCAACAUCUUAGGAAUGAUGUUUCUUGUUGUGCCACCCCUUCUAAAUCCUAUAAUAUAUGGAAUGAAGCAAACCCAAAUACGCCAUGCAUUAGUAAAAAUGUACAGAGGCAUAUUAAAAUGUUGGCAACAGCACUAAUAUUAAUCACAAGUAAUUUUGCUUACAGAAAGUAGAAAGUAUUUGGUAAUACAUAUGUGUGCACAAUCAGUCAUCAGUUUAUUUGUAUGUAUGUUUUAAUCUUAACCAUUGAAAACAGAUAUUAGUGAGUAUUGUGUUUUAU